Messenger RNA from Paramormyrops kingsleyae, 1959 nucleotides. RefSeq names its product phosphoglycerate mutase 1. The record is from RefSeq and is a predicted model, not a curated record. Gene Ontology annotation, biological process: glycolytic process. Lineage: Eukaryota; Metazoa; Chordata; Actinopteri; Osteoglossiformes; Mormyridae. Gene Ontology annotation, molecular function: intramolecular phosphotransferase activity.
CGGGGAUCAAAGACGUAGGGACUGCCCACAGUGCGGCGCAGUGGUGUUCCAUUACGGUUAGGGGAGAAGCAGUGGAUUGGUCGACCUUAGCAGGAUUCUUUUUCCCUUAUUAUUUCAAAAGACGCGAUUUUUCUUUUAUUUCUGGGAAUACCACAAAUUAGGUUGAACAGUAGAUAUGGCUGCGUAUAAAUUGGUACUUAUCCGUCACGGAGAGAGCUCCUGGAAUCAGGAGAACCGCUUCUGUGGCUGGUUCGACGCCGAUUUAAGCGAGACCGGGACAGAGGAGGCGAGGAGAGGCGGGGAGGCCCUCAAAGAGGCAGGUUAUGAGUUCGACAUCUGCUACACGUCGGUGCUGAAGAGGGCCAUCCGCACGCUGUGGGUCGUGCUGGGCUCCAUCGACCAGAUGUGGCUGCCGGUGCACCGGACGUGGCGGCUGAACGAGCGGCACUACGGCGGCCUGACGGGACUCAACAAGGCCGAGACGGCCGCCAAACACGGCGAGGCCCAGGUCAAGAUUUGGAGGAGGUCAUUUGACAUCCCCCCUCCUCCCAUGGACGAGGCACAUGACUACUACAGCAGCAUCAGCAAGGACCGCCGCUACGCCGACCUGACUGAAGACCAGCUGCCCACCUGCGAGAGCCUGAAGGACACCAUCGCCCGCGCCCUGCCCUACUGGAACGAGGAGAUCGUGCCGCAGAUCAAGGAGGGCAAGCGGGUGCUGAUCGCUGCCCACGGCAACAGCCUCAGGGGCAUCGUCAAGCAUCUGGAGGGCAUGUCGGAGGAGGCCAUCAUGGAGCUGAACCUGCCCACCGGGAUCCCCAUCCUCUACGAGCUGGACAAGAACCUGAAACCCGUGGGCCCCAUGCAGUUCCUGGGUGACGAGGAGACCGUCCGCAAGGCCAUGGAGGCCGUGGCCGCCCAGGGCAAGGCCAAGAAGUAGACUGCUGCUCUGGCUGAGCGACCACCGGAGCGAGGGCUUUGGGUGGGGAGGGCGGGGCUAGUCAGAGCGACUGUAGACCACCGUGUGUAGACCAUGGACGACAACGUCAUGGCACAUACUGCUACUUCAUUAGGAACCACUUAUCAGCACAUGGAAGUCUAUCAGUAUUAUGGGAUGGGGAUGAACUUCUACACUAUAGAUACUCUAGGGACCAGAUGACUGAAUCCACCUGACUGUCCACCUGUGUGAAGUGUGUUUAAUGACCACUUAUACUCCCAUUUCAAAUUUGCGUGUGUUUUACGGUUAAAAAUCCCACUUUUGUUUAUAGAUCAUUUCUUAUUUAUUUCAGUCAUUGAGCAGAUAGCCUAUUCUGAGGAUGCUUUGGAUAAAUGCAUCUAGUGUUUAUUUCCCCGCCCCACUGUUGUCAUGGUAACUGUUGCCUAGCCUACAAAGCAACUUGCUUUUCCAUGUUCGAUUAUGCAGGAGUAGAAUUGCGCUGCACACGGUUGUCUCACUCUUGACUGGACGUUUGCUUCUCUGAUCUUGCAACACACACGCCAAUGUUAAAGUAAGCUGAUAGAAAGUGCUGCUUCCUCCUCCCUUUCCUUAUUGGCCGUGUCGGGGGAGGGGCAGGGGACCCGCUUCCCUGAGUAGUGUGGUGCAUCAGUCUGUAAAUGUAAUGUAUGUGUCUAGUCGUCUUCCUAUGGUGUGGCUCUGUAAUACUGUUUGUUCCUGUAAGCGCUGAAGGCUGCGAACCUGCAUGAAUCUACACCAUGUUAAAAUCCGCUGGGCACCCAGAAAAUAUAUGAAUAUAUGGAAAUCUAGUGUAAUUCGUGUAUAUGGUUUUUGCCCCAGCUUGUGUUCUCUAACCUGUGUCUGGGGUGUCCUGUUCCGGCACUUAUGAAACCCGCGCUUCGCUUCACUUUGUUGAUGUUUAGAGGAAAAGAAGAAAACUUCACUUUGGGCUUUUUAGAUGUACACUGGAUCUGUGCAACUAAUAAAUGUCUGGAAUCAUCUUG